UUUCAGAAACGAAUCGAAUAUUUUUUUGAAUCGAAUUUCAAAUACUUGGAAGAUAUGUGAUUUAUUGUUAUGGAUCCUCCAGGCACAUAAAUUACUCGAACAAUUUGUUGAGUGUUCACACACCAUAAAAAUAUGUUAUUGAUAACUCUGUAAAAAAGAAAUCAUAUGACAGAAUUUAUUUUUAAAAUUAUGGCUUCAAUAAAAUAAUUGAGUGAUUCACCUCUUCCCUCGGCGGACAAAAUAACAAGAUGGCAAAAUUUUGCCUCAACCGGUUUGAAUCAUUUCCUAGAUGAUUGCAAAUGCCCAGCCGUUACUGAUAGUAGUAUAGUUGGAAAUCAUGGGGGGGAUAUAUGACUGGACAUUAGGAUAUGUUGAGCCUAUGGUUGGUGUUCGCAAGUGCAGAAAACAUGUAACUUUUCUACGGUGUGUAAUUUCAUUCAAAGAGAUUGGGUAGAUAUGGAUUGUGCAAGUUUUCAAAUUUGAAUAAAUGUAGUCCUUGGCAGUAAGAUAAUUUCGAUUUAGCACCAUUUAAUUUUUUCUUCUAUUCAAUUGCAGCCUUUUUUCAAUCCUUUUAAUUUUAUAUAAUUUUGCAUGUUCUUAUUUCAGUUCUUUAAUUUUGAUAAUUUGAUUAAAUCUUUGUGAUGAGUUUGUUGGUGCAAUAUUUUCUUCUCUGUAUACUUGUUAUAUCUUCCUCUGCGAAUUUAAAUUUGAAAGUGAUUGGACCGAAACCAAGUGACCAACAACCAGGAUCAAAAGGAUAUGACCAUGAUGCUUUUCUCGGAAAAGAAACAGCUAAAAAGUUUGAGGAGUUGUCCGGUGAAGAAAGCAGAAGAAGGCUUGGGAUUAUUUUUGAUAAGAUCGACACUGAUCAUGAUGGAAUAAUCAAUGAGGGAGAGAUGGAAAAAUGGAUCGGAAUUACACAAAAACGUCAUAUUGAAGAAGAUACUGAGAAGAAAAUGAAAAGAUAUGAUGUCGAUGGAGAUAGGAAAAUUAAAUGGGACGAAUAUUAUCGUACCACUUUUGGAGGUCUUAAAACCGAUGAAGAUUGGAAAUUUGGGGAAGAGGAGGGAUUCAGUUACAAAGACAUGCAUAAAAGAGAUAGGAAAAGAUGGGAGGUUGCUGACUUGGAUGAUGAUGAUCAUUGCACAAAGACUGAACUCACCGCAUUCAUUCAUCCUCAAGACUUUGAUCACAUGAGAGAAAUUGUUUUUGAAGAAACCAUGGCCGAUAUUGAUAGGAAUGGUGAUGGUUUCUUGGAUUUGGAAGAAUAUAUAAACGACGUCUACAAACCUGAGACAAAGGGAGAAGCAGAACCUGACUGGGUAGCAACAGAAAGAGAACAAUUUGUAAACCAGAGAGAUAAAGAUCAAGAUGGGAGACUUAACGAAGAAGAAGUUCGGGCCUGGAUCAUGCCCAGUGAUUACAAUUAUGCUCUGGCUGAAGCAAAACAUCUCAUUUAUGAAAGCGACAGUGAUCAGGAUGGCGUUUUAACGAAGCAGGAAGUCGUUGAUCACCACGAUGUCUUCGUUGGAUCUCAAGCAACACAAUGGGGAGAAAUAUUCAAUCGCCAUGAUGAGUUUUAGGUGUUGUCGACUGUCUAACCUUACUAUUAAAUCAAUACAACAUUUGCACACAAGUUUAAAUAUUCCAAAGAAGCAGUUUGAUGCAAUAAUUACAAUAUGAAGCAAUUUUUUAUCUGUUCAGUUCUUGCCUUUGAUGUACUUAAUGUAAGACAUAUAUGUGUUGAAUCAUAACUGUUAAAUCAAUCAUGUAUUUGAGCCCCGUUUCAAAAACUGUCAUUUUAUUUUUACCUAUUUUGGUAGAUUUACCACUGUAGUAUGUACAUUUUGAAGGUAUUUUUUCACUCAUUUUAAGUCGCGAAUAGUAUCUGGUGAUAGGUUGGUGAUUGCCAUAAUGCCUGUGAGGAUGGACAUGUAUGGAACGUUGUCAUGUACGAUUUGAUCAUUACUAUAUUUUGGUCAGUUGUUGUUAAAAAAGGCUGUCAACUUCCUCUACAUCAUAUAUUUGAUGUUUAAUGAAGUAUCCCAAUUACAAUUAGUGAUCUUUUCAUAUACCAUAAACUGUUAUGUUUCCAUAUGUCCAAUUUUUCUUCAAAAAGUCCAUAUUUUUUAAAAAGGUAUACAGUCACAAAGUCUCACUUGCAGUUAGUUUCUUGCUUUCUCAUUUCUUCAAUUGAUUAUUGUUGGUGUUCAUUACAAUCAUAUGUGGUAUAUCUAGGUAGGUUACAUUUUUCAUUUUAUUAGGAUUAGUUGCAAUAAAUUCAUCUUGUUAGCUUG
Messenger RNA from Styela clava, 2297 nucleotides. Its product is annotated as calumenin-B-like. Gene Ontology annotation, molecular function: calcium ion binding. Gene Ontology annotation, cellular component: endoplasmic reticulum. Lineage: Eukaryota; Metazoa; Chordata; Ascidiacea; Stolidobranchia; Styelidae. The record is from RefSeq and is a predicted model, not a curated record.